UUUGAGAAUUGUUGUUACAAUAACACUCAAAACACAUCCUUUAAAGCUUUAAGAAAUUCCAACAACAAAGUAGAGCUCACUCAAAACACAUACCAAUUACUAGUCUACGGAUAAGUCAAAAUUUAAGGGAUGUUUGCGGCGGCAGCAGCGGUACUAGCGGUGUGUGUAGUAGCCUUGGGAUACAAAAGAAUAAAGCCUCCCCCUCCAAAGGUUUGUGGUUCUCCAAAUGGUCCUCCUAUUACUUCACCAAGAAUCAAGCUCAGUGACGGAAGGCAUUUAUCUUAUAGAGAGAGGGGUGUUCCAAAAGAAAUUGCUAAGUACAAGGUUAUUCUCGUCCAUGGCUUUGACAGCUCCAAGGACAUAUAUUUGCCACUAUCUCAAGAGGUGAUGGAAGAGCUGAGUGUAUAUGUCCUGACCUUUGACAGAGCAGGAUAUGGAGAAAGUGAUCCAAACCCAAAAAGAUCAGUGAAGAGUGAAGCAUUUGACAUUCAAGAACUAGCUGAUCAAUUACAUCUAGGACCCAAGUUUCAUGUGAUUGGAGUUUCCAUUGGAACCCAUUCCAUUUGGGCUUGCCUCAAAUAUAUCCCACACAGGCUAGCAGGUGUGACUCUAGUAGUUCCAGUCAUAAAUUUCUGGUGGCCUUCUUUCCCUCCUAAACUAGCAAAAGAGGUCUUUAGGAAGCAACUCAAGAGGGAUCAAGUCAAACUGAGCAUUGCACACUACAUCCCUACACUUGUAUACUGGUGGAUGACUCAGAAGCUCUUCCCUUACUCUUCUAUCAUGCAGAGACACCCAAUUCUACUAAACAGAAGAGAUUUAGAAACUAUAAAGCAAAUGUCUCAAGUGCCAAAUCCUGAUGAGCACAAGGUUAGGCAGCAAGGAGUCCAUGAAUCACUGCAUAGAGACAUGAUUGUGCAUUUUGGGAAAUGGGAAUUUGAUCCAAUGAAGCUAAAGAAUCCAUUUCCUGAUAAUGAGGCUUGUGUUUACCUGUGGGAAGGUCAUGAAGACAAGUUGGUGCCAUUUGAAUUGCAGAGAUAUGUUGCUCAGAAGCUGCCAUGGAUCAAAUAUCAUGAAGUUCCUGAUGGUGGUCAUUUGAUGAUUCAUGAGAAGGGUUUGUGUGAGGCUAUAUUCAGGGAACUUUUGCUUGGAGAAGAACCCUCCUUUUGAUCUGCAAGAAACUAUUCAGGGCUGCUAUUCUGCAUGAAAAUUCCUACAUUUUGGGUUACCAUUAGAUACAUUUAAAGGCAUAAAUAAUUUUUCAUAUAUCAAAUUGAUAACCAAAAUUUUGCUUGUAGUUUCCUGGUUUACUUGGCAUUUGGCAUUUGCUUCUGUGCAAAUGUAAAUGCGCAUGUGAAUUUGGCCCAAUAUAUAUAGUGAGAUAAUAAUUUGGCCCAAUUUAACUUUGCCUAUUUGGAUGCUUUCUUGUAACCAAUUUGAUUUAGUUCAAUUUCAAACUAAAUUUGAGUUUUUUUUU
Messenger RNA from Hevea brasiliensis (rubber tree), 1474 nucleotides. RefSeq lists its product as uncharacterized. The transcript has 5 exons. The coding region runs from base 130 to 1167 and encodes 345 amino acids. NCBI's taxonomy places the organism in Eukaryota, Viridiplantae, Streptophyta, Magnoliopsida, Malpighiales, Euphorbiaceae. The record is from RefSeq and is a predicted model, not a curated record.